Elephantulus edwardii (Cape elephant shrew) is the source of this 2982-nucleotide messenger RNA. RefSeq names its product zinc finger and BTB domain containing 4 (gene ZBTB4). The transcript has 2 exons. The record is from RefSeq and is a predicted model, not a curated record. Gene Ontology annotation, biological process: regulation of cytokine production; negative regulation of transcription by RNA polymerase II; regulation of immune system process. The coding region runs from base 4 to 2982 and encodes 992 amino acids. Lineage: Eukaryota; Metazoa; Chordata; Mammalia; Macroscelidea; Macroscelididae. Gene Ontology annotation, molecular function: protein binding.
GCCAUGCCGCCCCCUGCAGAGGUGACGGACCCGUCCCAUGCUCCUGCUGUCCUGCGCCAGCUCAAUGAACAGCGGCUCCGGGGACUCUUCUGUGAUGUCACCCUCAUAGCUGGAGAUACCAAGUUCCCUGCACACCGCAGUGUCCUGGCUGCUUCCAGUCCCUUCUUCAGAGAGGCCCUGCUUGCUUCUGCCCCUCUGCCCCUCCCACCUGUUACUGGGGACUUGAACACAAACCCCGCCUCUAACACAGCUGCUGCAGCCUCCUCUUCCUCUUCUUCUGCCUCCCCUCCUCCAGCCUCCCCCUCUGCUUCAUCCCCACCUCGGGUCCUGGAGCUUCCAGGGGUCCCAGCCGCUGCCUUCUCUGAUGUCCUCAACUUCAUCUAUAGUGCACGACUUGCACUGCCUGGUGGGGGAGGCGAUGGGGCAGCUGUGGCCGAAAUUGGAGCUCUGGGAAGACGACUGGGCAUCUCCCGCCUGCAGGGCCUUGGGGAGGGAGACGAUGCCUGGGUCCCUCCCGCCUCCACUCCCUUGGCUUCCUUACAGCCUGAAGAGGACAGCUUUGGGCCUGGAAGCAGGCCAGCUGAAGAGUGGGAGGGCGAUGGGGCCGAGUCCCAGGGUCUUGACUCGCAGCCCACCCUGUCACGGCGGCUUCUCCCCUGCCCCCGAUGUGGAAAGAGUUUCAUUCAUCCCAAGCGACUGCAAACCCACGAGGCUCAGUGCCGCCGAGGAGCUGGCACUCGGGGGUCUGCAGGCCUGGGAGCUGGGAGCUCUGGCCCUGGGGGUCCUGCAGGAGUGGAUGCCUCAGCCUUGCCUCCACCAGUGAGCUUCCGAGGUGGCCCUGAGCACGUGGUGAAGGUGGUGGGCGGCCAUGUACUGUACGUGUGUGCAGCCUGCGAGCGCUCCUAUGUGACCCUGUCCAGCCUGAAGCGGCACAGCAAUGUGCACUCCUGGCGGAGGAAAUAUCCCUGCCGAUACUGUGAGAAGGUGUUUGCCCUGGCUGAGUACCGCACCAAGCACGAAGUGUGGCACACGGGAGAGCGCAGGUACCAGUGCAUCUUCUGUUGGGAGACCUUUGUAACUUACUACAACCUGAAGACCCACCAGCGAGCCUUCCAUGGCAUCAGCCCGGGCCUCUUAGCCAGUGAGAAGACACCCAACGGAGGUUACAAGCCCAAGCUCAACACCCUCAAGCUCUACCGCCUGCUCCCCAUGCGGGCAGCCAAGAGGCCCUACAAGACCUACAGCCAGGGAGCCCCAGAGACCCCAGCUUCUCCAGGCCUUGAGACAGCAGCACCUGCAGCAAUUCCAGCUAGUCCACCUCCAGGACCCGCCCCCGCCCCAGAGCCUGGGCCUCCACCUUCGGUCAUCACAUUUGCCCACCCAGCUUCCUCUGUCAUUGUCCACGGGGGCAGCAGCAGUGGCGGAGCAGCAGCUGGCCCACCCAACACAGGAGCCGCCCAGGCUGCCUCAGUCAUCACUUACACAGCUCCCCCGAGACCCCCCAAAAAACGCGAGUACCCACCUCCUGCUCCUGAACCUGCAGCCACAGCAGCCAGCCCCGCCACAGCAGCCAGCCCCGCUGUGGCAGUGGGGCCAGCCACGGCCACUGACGAGGCCAAGGGCCAGAAUCCACGACCCGGGAGGACACUGACCUACACAGCCAAGCCGGCUGGCGGGAUGAGCGGUGGGGGUUCCCCUGCAGGGCCUGGCCGGGGCCCCUCUCAGCUGCAGGCACCCCCUCCACUGUGUCAGAUCACUGUGCGCAUUGGGGAAGAGGCCAUCGUCAAGCGCCGCAUCUCAGAAACUGACCUUCGUCCUGGGGAGCUAAGCGCAGAGGAUGGUGAGGAGAGUGAGGAGGACGAGGAGGAGGACGAAGAGGAUGAGGACGACGAAGAGGAGGAGGAUUCAAAGGCUGGCGGGGAAGAUCAGCUCUGGAGGCCCUACUACUCGUACAAGCCUAAGCGCAAGGCCGCAGCCACCGGUUCAGGCAGUGGGGGCAGCGGGGUGGUCAGGGGUCGGCGCCCACCGCGCUGGAGACAGAAGCUGGAGCGGAGAAGCUGGGAGGAGACCCCAGCAGCCGAGGGCCCUGCAGGACGUACCCGCAGCGAGCGGAGACACCGAUGUGGUGACUGUGCCCAGACGUUCACCACCGUGCGGAAGCUGCGGAAACACCAGGAGACCCACAGCAGCGGCGCCCACAGCUCCCGGACCAGCAGGAAGACGUCCAGCCGCUUCACCUGCCCUCAGUGCGCCAAGGUGUGCAAGACGGCGGCAGCCCUGAGCCGCCACGUGCAGAGGCAUGCUGCCGAGCGGCCCGGGGGCACCCCCACGCCCGUCAUUGCCUACUCCAAGGGCAGUGCCUGCACAAGGCCAGGGGACGUCAAGGAGGAGGCCCCUCAAGAGAUGCAAGUGUCCUCAUCCAGCGGGGAGGCGGGGAGCGGGAGUGCCGCCGCGGAGGAAGCUUCAGAGACCGCCUCUGUUCAAGACCCCGUCAUAUCUGGGGGUGAGGAGCCCCCAGCAGUGGCAGGAGGGGGCAGCUACUCCUACCCACCUGUGCAGGAGUUUCCACUGGCUCUGAUUGGGAGUGGCCGUGAAGCUGGCAGCGGCAGGGGGAAAGCUGGGAGUGAGGGGCCAGUGGGGGCUGGGGAAGGGGACCGGGUGGAGGGGAUGGGGGCUGCCAAAGUUACCUUCUACCCUGAGCCCUACCCACUGGUCUACGGCCCCCAGCUCCUGGCCGCCUACCCUUACAACUUCAGCAACCUGGCCGCCCUCCCAGUCGCGCUCAACAUGGUCCUACCUGAUGAGAAGGGUGGGGGAGCCCUUCCCUUCUUACCAGGGGUCUUUGGCUAUGCAGUGAAUCCUCAAGCAGCACCCCCUACUCCCCCACCACCAGCUCCUCCAACGCUUCCUCCCCAAAUUCCUCCAAAAGGAGAAGGAGAAAGGGCAGGGAUUGAAAGAACCCAGAAGGGAGAUGUGGGGUGA